CCCUCUUGCCGCGCGUGCGCGCGGGCGGGCUCGGCCGCGUCCCCGGGGUGACGGAAGGAGCUGGCUGGGGAGCGGGCGCUGGGUCGGCCGCGGGGCGCCAUGGGCAAGAAGCACAAGAAGCACAAGUCCGACAAGCACCCGUAUGAAGAAUAUGUAGAAAAACCCUUAAAGCUGGUACUAAAAGUCGGAGGAAAUGAAGUCACUGAACUCUCUACUGGAAGCUCAGGACAUGAUUCAAGCCUCUACGAAGACAAAACUGAACAUGAAAAACACAAAGACAGGAAAAGGAAAAAGAGAAAGAAAGGAGAAAAACAGAUUCCUGGAGAGGAAAAAGAAAAAAGAAAGAGAAAAGUAAAGGAAGAUAAAAAGAAGCGAGAUCGGGAACAUGCUGAAAGCGAGGGAGAAAGAGAACUGAAAUGUCAGACUCCUGUGAGACUGGAAUUGCCACCAGAGAAACCACUGGCGAGUAGUUUAGCAAAACAAGAAGAAGUGGAACAAACACCACUUCAAGAAGCUUUGAAUCAACUCGUUAGACAGCUGCAGAGAAAGGAUCCAAAUGCUUUCUUUUCAUUUCCUGUGACUGACUUUAUUGCUCCGGGCUAUUCCAUGAUCAUUAAACACCCAAUGGAUUUUAGUACCAUGAAAGAGAAGAUCAAGAACAAUGGCUACCAAUCCAUAGAAGAAUUAAAGGACAACUUCAGAUUGAUGUGCACUAAUGCCAUGAUCUACAACAAACCAGAGACUAUUUAUUAUAAAGCUGCAAAGAAACUACUGCACUCAGGGAUGAAAAUACUUAGCCAGGAGAGAAUACAGAGCCUAAAACAGAGUAUAGAUUUCAUGGCAGACCUGCAGCAAAGCAGAAAGCAAAAAGAUAAGAUGGAAUUACAGCCAAAUGGUGAGGAUGACAAUCUUCUUGGGAAAGACAAAGAAGAAUCUAUGGAAGCUGACAUCAAAGCAUUCAAAACGCCCAACAAGGAGCAUAAAAAGAAAGACAAAGAUCUACUUGAAGAAAAAUUAAGGAAUAACAACUUAGAAAGGGAACAGGAGCAGAUUGAUCGUAUCAUUAGAGAAUCUGGAGGAAAGUUAACAAGAAGACUUGUGAACAGUCAGUGUGAGUUUGAAAGAAGAAAACCAGAUGGUACAACAACACUGGGACUUCUUAAUCCAUUUGACCCUAAUGCAGGAGAACCAGGUUACAGCCCUGUGAAGUUAGGUAUGACAGCUGGAAGACUACAGUCAGGAGUUAAUACAUUACAGGGGUUCAAGGAAGACAAAAGGAACAAAGUUACUCCAGUGGUAUACUUGAAUUAUGGGCCCUACAGUUCCUAUGCUCCAGCCUAUGACUCCACAUUUGCAAACAUCAGCAAGGAUGAUUCUGACUUAAUCUAUUCAACGUACGGGGAAGAUUCUAAUCCAGAGUGUUUCAGUAUUCAUGAUUUUUUGGCAAAGUCUCAAGACUACCCAUGUGUAAUGGCUGAUGGUUUGCUGGAUGUUUUAACUAAAGGGGGACAUUCUAGAUCUCUGAGAGAACUAGAAACGCCAAUGGUGGAUGCAGAAGGUCAGCAUGGAGGAAGUGAUACAAUAAAAGAUGUGGAGAUUAUAGAAACAGAUGCGGCCAACAAGUUGGACUCUAAUAACGAUAGGCUUACAGCACUGAAAGCAGUAACAAAUUUUGGAAUUCAUGUAGAGGAAUUUGACUCUGAAGAGGCUGAAAUCUUCCAGAAGAAACUUGAUGAAACCACAAAGUUACUCAGAGAGCUCCAAGAUGCUCAAAAUGAACGACUGAGUACAAAACCAGCUCCCAAUAUGAUUUGUCUUUUGGGUCCAUCUUACAAAGAAAUGCAUCUGGCGGAGAGAGUGACCAAUAAUUUAAAAGAACUCGCGCAACAAGUGACUCCAGGCGACAUUGUAAGCACGUAUGGAAUCCGAAAAGCAAUGGGAAUUUCAGUUCCUGUACCUGACACUGAAGCCAGCUUUGUGGAUUUAACAGAUGAUUGCCAAGAAUCUAAAAAGGCUGCCACCUUCAGUGGAAAUGAAUCUGGUCCAAUUGGAAUUUGAAACGUCAGUUGUUUUAUGUUAUAUAUUUCUAUUGGGUCCUAUUAAACUACUAGAUUUAAAUUUUGUUCAGGAUGUAUUCACUGAACAUUUGUACAUUGUGAGUUAGAGGAAAUAUUUUGUCUAUUAAAUUUUGGAACUCAAACUAAAUCAAAGGUCAUGAUGGUUUCAUGUUAGACAUCAGUUACUUCUAAUGCAUACACAUCUGAUCGUGAAUUUGGAUGGACUAACUCAUCAUUUUUAAGGAAUACAUCAGACUAUCUACAGCCUCAGGUGUCUCUUGCUGCAUGAAUGUUGGUUUUAUAUUUUGAAAAAGUUCUCUUUGCAAUAAUAAAAGGGCUAGAGCCCAACGUAAUUGUGGCUACAUAAUGAUCUGCCUAUACCACUACUUAUCCAGCAAUAUUCCAGAGCCAUUUACAAACUUUCAGAUUGGGCCCACUUGAAAAUUUCAGCACUUGAAUGCAUGCAAACUUCCUUUUGAAUAAGUAUACAGCCUUUAUGGGCGCAAAGGCGAUACAGCUUUCUAAAUAGAAGCUGAUAUAAUUUAAUGAUAAUUAGAGGAAGAUGCUAUAUUGAGGCUGUAUAAAUGUAGCCUAGGCUUCUUUCAUGACCUUGCUCGGUUUAUAAAAACUCUAGUUGGUUAAAAGUGAUGAUGUUUCGGCUACUUAUUGCAGCUAUCAGGAUUAUAGGUUAAGAAUGACUAGCCAAGAUGCGAUUUAUAGGGCAAGUGUCAGAUAGGCAAAAUGGAUUACUCUUCUGAGUAAGGUCAUUAAACAGUGACAUUAACAAAUCUCUUGCCAAAAGGUUCCAUAAACUUUAAGAGGGCUUGACCACUUUAAGUUUCAAACUCCCAGACUGUGGACUCCGCUAAAAUAGUCACCUGGGAAGUACCUGCUAAUGAAGCUGGACAUCCUUAAAUCAGUUGGAAUCGCUGAGCUGGUGUGGGAGAGAGACAAGAAAAGUAUAUACUGUACCAGUUAAAUUUUAAUGGCUGCCAUUCUCCACUGAUCCUUAGUCAGCAAAGUAGACUAAGUUGAGGAUGAGUGAGACCUGCCAGCCCCCAGCAUCACUCUGAUUAAUUAUGUCCCACUUCUUUUCCCAAGGUAGGUUUGCACUGUCAUUGCAUAUCAUGGGCCCACUCCUUCUCACAGCCACCAGAUUUUCCCAAGUCCCUUUUUCCACUAUCCAUAAUCCUGCAAUAAUACAUUGUUUAUUCCUCUUUACUUUGGGAAUACAAUUUCCCCUCUCACCUUUUGUCUCAUACCUGUCUCAGGUUCCCAGCAGCCCUCAACCAUCUUGACAAGGAAAUACUUGAAGGGCACCUAAUCAGCAAUUACACAGUUAGUGGAGAUGGGCUGCACAUGAUCUAAGUGAAUUGGUAGAUGGUUGAAGUUAAGUGGUUGUGUGAAUUUACUUUGGAGUGUUCAAGUGCUCUACUCUGACAGCUCUACCAGAAAUGCUGUAUGGCUAGACAUGCAGUUACUCCAUACUCUAAAUUAGAGUAUUUGCUUAGAUACAUAGUGCAGUAGGAGAUGAGAGGCCUCAGCCCACUCUGGAUAAAUUAGAGAAACUACUCUCCAGUUCUCAAAAGAUCAACCAUGAGUUCAUGACUACAUAUUUUCAAGUGAAGAUUUCUCUUACAUGCACUGAGUUGUACAAGAUGCAUUACAGGUUAAUGAAAUAUGGAAG
Messenger RNA from Trachemys scripta elegans, 3744 nucleotides. It is a transcript of the gene BRD7, whose product is annotated as bromodomain containing 7. Gene Ontology annotation, biological process: regulation of transcription by RNA polymerase II. The record is from RefSeq and is a predicted model, not a curated record. Gene Ontology annotation, cellular component: nucleus. Lineage: Eukaryota; Metazoa; Chordata; Testudines; Emydidae. The transcript has 17 exons. The coding region runs from base 100 to 2058 and encodes 652 amino acids.